GCCUAUUCAGACAACAUCACCAACAGCUUGGUCUGUGCGUGUGUGUGUGUAUGGGGCCAGAGCAGAGAGCGAGCGAGAGGCAGCGCGCGAGAGGCAGAGAGAGAGCGACACACAGAGAGAGAAGGGAAGGGGGAGGCUCCAUAUUCUUUCACCUACCCCCCGUCAAACCACAGGAAGGAGGGGCCAGACCCUAAGCUGCCAAUCAAAUCCGCUCGUGGCAGCCGGCAUUAUCUCAGCAACAAACUAUUGACAGAUUACAUGUCAAGGAGUUUAGUGCAUGAUUGAAGGAAGCCUUUUUUUAUCAAGUUACUUUUCCGCUUUAUUUCCCCCUCCACCAUCCAACAUUCGAAUGACUUUCUUACAGAGUUGAGUAAUAUUAUGAAAGUUACAUGUCUGAGAGGAUUUAACUUCGACUUCCCUGAAUAUGCUGAAAGGAGUUUAUGCACUGAAACGACCUCAGGAAAAUCCAAGAUGGCCGCCAAAAGGAAAGGUGGCCUAAAACUUAAUGCUAUCUGUGCCAAGCUGAGCCGUUCACAGGUGGUGUUCGACACCAGCUCCCAGAAUGCAGAGGGAGACCAGAGUGUAGCAGAAAACAGCGAGCAUGGCAGUUCGCACUACGAUGACAACGAGACCAUCUUCCCCGAGAGCCUGAACCUCAGUCAGAGUCUCGAGGAGGACCAGAAGAGACGCGAGGCCAUCGAGAAGUGGGUCAACGGCGAAUACGGCGAUGAACCACCAGCUACUCGUGAUGAAGAGGAGCAUGAACCCAAAGUCAGCAAUGACGAAGAUGCCCCUCCCCAGGGCGUGUACAUGGUACGCCCCACAGGCUGCAGCGAUGACGAAGACAAGACAGAGGAGGGGGAGCCCGCGACCGGCUCUCAAGAUGGCAGUUACCAUGACGACAAAGAAGCUGAAGAAAGGCCUCCAAAAGAAACCACCUACAAGCCACCAAGCGAAGCCCAGAGUCGUCCGCCACCUUUCGCCCCCACAGGAGAAGCAUCUGCCCUGCGAGACUAUGCAGCCAACACCAUGAAUGAAUUUUUAGGAAUGUUCGGUUAUAAUGAUCAGCAGGUAAGGGAUGAGCUGACCAAGAAGAUCAGCUUUGAGAAGCUCAAAGCCGCUACCUCAGACCUCUCGCCCCUCAGCAGUGAGGAGGCCUCACGGCGCGCCCGCUUCUCUAAGUACGAAGAGUACAUUCGUAAGCUAAAAGCUGGUGACGCCCUACCUUGGCCCAUGCAUGCUUCCCCACCAAAACCAGACGACCUCAACCCAAAACUGGCCCAAGACAAGAGCGCCACCAUGCUCCAGACCUCUGGGUGCCUCCCAGGGGCCGAGGCACAGAUCUACCCCCCCAGCCUGGACCACAAACAGCCAGGAGGACCUCAGCUCGGCGCCUCUCAGCCACAAAAUCCCUCUCACAUCCAGAGCAUGGCGUCCCGAGCCUCUAAGUAUGACUUCUUUAUUCAGAAGCUGAAGAUGGGUGAAAGUCUACAGCAGCAGAACGGUAAUGCUUACAAGCGACCCUCCAAGUACGACCUGGAGAAUGUCAAGUUUCUGCACCUCUUCAAGCCAGGUGAGGGCAACCCUGACAUGGGCGGCAGCAUUGCCUUUAAGACUUACAAAGUUGGCCGCCCUUCCAAGUAUGACGUCAGAACAAUUCAGAAGCCAAUGCCAGGAAAUCCAGAGGCCUCUUUGAUGCCCAAUGUCCUCGCUACAGCACCAGGAAACCUGGGAGCUCCUGGUGUUCCCACCAUGGGCGCAUCUGGGGCCAGCAUCGCCCCCGGGCUCACAAUGGACCAGACAGGAAACAUAAGCUUCAACGCCGCUGACUACCUGAAGUCCAGCUUUUCCAAGACUGACUCCAUCACCACGGGCACUGUUUCCUCCGUGAAUUGCAUUAGGAAUGGCCUGCCACCCGAUAAACCCGCCAGCGAUGACAUCAACCUCUACCAGAAAUAUAUUGCCAGAGACAAAAACAUCAGGGGAGGGGAGGUAUCUUGUGUUUCAAUGGACACAGAACAAUGUCCCCCAUUCUGGAUUCAUUUCCAGCCGACAGUAGAAAGGUUCUCUGGAAGUCAACACUGUGGACACGUGCACUGUGCCUACCAGUACAGAGAGCAUUACCACUGCAUGGACCCUGAGUGUAACUACCAGGUGAGCAGGUUUACCAGUAAGCAGGAUGUUAUCAGGCACUACAACAUGCACAAGAAGAGGGACAACUCUCUGCAGCAUGGCUUCAUGCGCUUCAGCCCUCUGGACGACUGCAGUGUCUACUACCAUGGCUGCCACCUCAAUGGAAAAAGCACCCAUUACCACUGCAUGCAGGUUGCCUGCAGCAAGGUGUACACCAGCACCUCAGAUGUCAUGACCCAUGAAAACUUCCAUAAAAAGAACGCCCAGCUGAUCAACGACGGCUUCCAGAGAUUUCGUGCCACCGAGGACUGUGGCACAGUUGCGUGUCAAUUCUACGGGCAGAAGACUACACACUUCCACUGCAGGCGCCCAGGAUGCACAUUCACUUUCAAGAACAAGUGUGACAUUGAGAAGCACAAGAGCUACCACAUCAAGGAUGAUGCCUACGCCAAAGAUGGCUUCAAGAAAUUCUAUAAGUAUGAGGAGUGCAAGUACGAUGGCUGCGUGUACAGCAAAGCAACCAACCACUUCCACUGCAUACGCUCAAGCUGCGGCUUCACCUUUACCUCCACUAGCCAGAUGACCUCCCACAAGCGCAAACACGAGCGCCGGCACAUCCGCUCCUCCGGUGUCAUGGGCCUCUCUUCCGCCUACAUGGUGCCAAAGGAUGAGGCCGAAGAAUCGAGCAACGAUGACCUGAUGGACUUCUCCAACAUUAGCAGCAAGAACUCCAGCCUGAGUGCCUCGCCCACCACCCAGCAGUCCACCACUAUGUCGCACUUGUUGGCCAUGCCCACCACCAUUGUCUCUUCCUCCGCUACAUCAGGCCACGCCCUCAAACCCACAUCCUCGCUACCCAGUGCGGGUCAGCGUAUGUCCAGCCUGCUGUCCCAGACCCUGCCCAGCAACAUGCCCGUGGGCCUUUCUCUUUCCAACAGCGGUAUGGCCUCCUCCAACCCGUUCUUCCCCCUCAUACCCAGGAUGCCUCACCAACCACCUCCAGCAGCCGCUAGCCUGAUGUCAGCUGUAACUUCAGGGGCCCACUCCAUGCCCACCGACUCAAUGACCCAAGGUUUCUCCACAGUGGGUGCAGACGGAUCCAUGGCCUCUACCCCAACGUCCUUCACCACCGCCUCCAUCAUGGAGAAGAUCUCGGCUAGCAAAGGUCUGAUCUCUCCCAUGAUGGCCAGACUGGCAGCCGCUGCCCUGAAGCCCUCCAACCACCUCGAUACAGGGAAUGGGCAGUUGGCUUCAGCCAGCCAGUUCAAUCUGGUUCAAGUGAAGCAGGAGCCGAUGGACGUGAACUCUGGGGCCUCCCAGGACUCCACACAGGAGCACAGCCUGGACCUGAGCAAGAAGGACCACAGUAAUGAAUCAAACGGACACCCUGUACCGGGGAAUACAUCUCUUUUAUCCUCGCUUAUGAAUAAGAUGUCACAUGUGAACCCUGCACUGUUCAACGCCAUGAACCUGAAGACGGAGCUGGAGGCAGGCCAGGGCAACCCCUCAGAGGCAGCCUACUAUCUGAACAGAGUGCUGAAGCGACCCAUGCCAGAGAAACCCUCUGAGAUCUGGAGGACAUACCUCCGCAGGUUUGAUACAGACGACUACUGUGAGUCUCAGUGUGACUUCCUUCAGAAAGUUCACUUCCACUGCUUGGUAGAGGACUGUUGUGCACUCUUCAGCACUGUGGAUGGGGCCAUUAAACAUGCUACCUUCCACCUCCGGGCGCAUUUGAAGGUGAAGUCUGAACCUCAGUACGGAGAGGGCAGGGACUCCAGUGAGGGCGCCUCGCUGCCUUCGGCCCCCGUCUCUACAGCCAACAACCCCUCCAUGGAUGUGGCCCACCUCACCUCCUCUGGUGGGUACAGCUCCCCUCCCCCCUCCCUGCUGGCCUGGAAGCAGCUGACCGGCAGCAUCCCUCAGAUGUCGGCCUCCAUGCCCAACCUGCCAGUCAACUCCCCCCUGGCCACCACCUCUCUGGAGAACGCUAAACCUCAAGUCAAACCUGGUUUCCUGCAGUUCCAGGAAAACAUUUCUCUUUUUAAUUCCUCCAGUGAUCCCUGUUUGGCUACUGACUGUAAGUACUCUAACAAGUUCCACUUCCACUGCUUGUUCGGGAAUUGCAAGUAUGUGUGCAAGACGUCCGGCAAGGCCGAGUCCCACUGUUUGGACCACAUCAACCCCAACAACCACCUGAUCAACGUCCGAGACCAGUUUGCCUACUACUCGCUGCAGUGUCUCUGUCCCAACCAGCACUGCGAGUUCAGAAUGAGGGGCCACUACCACUGUCUGCGGACCGGCUGCUUCUUUGUCACCAACAUCACCACCAAGCUGCCGUGGCACGUCAAGAAGCACGAGAAGGCCGAGCGCCGCGCCGCCAACGGCUUCAAAUACUUCACCAAGAGGGAGGAGUGUGGGAGGCUGGGUUGUAAGUAUAACCAAGUUAACAGCCACUUCCACUGCAUCCGCGAUGGCUGCCAGUUCUCCUUCCUGCUCAAGCACCAGAUGACCUCACACGCACGCAAACACAUGAGGCGGAUGCUGGGGAAGAACUUCGACAGAACCCCUUCACAGGUGAUGCCACUCAGUCAGAGGGCAGAUGGAUCCGGCAUGAUGGGAACUCAUCCUGGUAUGAACUCCAGCUUCUCCUCCGGCCUCAUGGAUGAGACUGAUGAUUACAUGGACUACAUGGGAGGUGGGGGCAGCCCACUCGGCCUCUCCUCAGAGUCCUCCAACCAGGACCGGAGCGGCACCAGCACACCUGUAGGCAACGACAGCUCUCCAGCAGGACAAGGCUGGCCCUCCACCACUUCUGCUCCCACCACCCCUGCUGACACUAGAGCUACCCACUACGCACCACCUUCCUCCCCUCCUUAUCCUCCUCCUCUUCCUCCUCACUCCUCUGCCCCUCCGCCUGGCUUCCAGUCCCAGGUCCCGUCCCUCUCCCCCGCUCUCCUCCGACCAUCCAUCUCUCCUCACUCCCAUACCCUCCUCUCUCCAUCCUGUCUGUCAUACUCUCUGCUCAGCGCCUCUCUGGGAGCCACUCGGAGUGUUGUCAUGCCAACCAACACACCAGCUUUCCAGCCCCAUCAUUGCCAACUCCCGUCUCCGGUUAAAAAUGACGUCCCUAUAGUGCAGGAUGCUGCAGGCAACACCAUCUCCAUUCCUACGGCCGCCGGUGCAAAGAAGCGCUUCUGGAUCAUCGAGGACAUGUCUCCAUACGGCAAGCGCCGCAAGACCGCCUCCUCCCGUAAGAUGCUGGAUGAGGGGAUGAUGCUGGAGGGCUUCAGGCGCUACGACCUCUACGAGAACUGCAAGGACCCGGGCUGCCAGUUCUCCCUGAAGGUGACCCACUACCACUGCACCCGCGAGAACUGUGGCUACAAGUUCUGCGGACGCACCCACAUGUACAAGCACGCGCAGCACCACGACCGCGUGGACAACCUGGUGCUGGACGACUUCAAGCGCUUCAAGUCCGCGCUCAGCUGCAACUUCCCUGACUGCCAGUUUUCCGGCAACAGCACCCACUUCCACUGCCUGCGCUGCGGCUUCCGCUGCACCGACAGCACCAAGGUGACGGCCCACCGCAAGCACCACGGCAAGCAGGAUGUGAUCACCGCCGCGGGCUUCUGCCAGUUCAGCUCCAGCGUGGACUGCGAGGUUCCCGACUGCAAAUAUAAGCUCAAGUGCUCGCACUUCCACUGCACCUUCCCUGAGUGUAAGCACACGGUGGUGGGCAUGUCCCAGAUGGACUCCCACAAGAGGAAGCACGAGAAGCAGGAGCGCGGCGACCUGCCCUCGGUGUCGCCCAAACAGGAAGUGCUGCACCACCUGGGAGGAAGUCUGUCGGCCCCUCCCACCUCCAUGAAUCUCUCCACCUCCUCACCGAGCGACUUCCACGCCCUGUCCCGCAGCAUCAACAGCAGCGCGCCCUCCAUGCUGUACCCCACAGGCGGCCUGGGGUCCGAGUACAGCCACAUGUACGCGCCGUCCUCCCUCAGCCUGGACGGCUCCCUCAACCUGAGCACGGACCCCAGCAGCUGCCUCUUCUUCCUGAAGAACGCGGCCGGGCUGGGCCUCAGCGACUCCCUGGACCUCAGCACCAGAAUGCACCACAACGCAGCGCGGUCCAACCAGGCGCCGCCGCCGCCGGGGGGGCCGCCUCAGGACGACACCACGGGAACAUCUGGAGAGGCCGAGGACGACCUGUCGCCAGAGGAGGAGGCGCGUCCGGGGGAGGAGGAGGAGGAGGAGGAGGAUGAGGAGGAGGAGGAAGAGGAGGAGGCCGAGCUUAACACUGACUCUAAUGAUGACUCCAUGGCGGAGGCUGAGGGUGAAAAGGACAAUGGCCAGAGUUCCGAUGCUUCCGUUAACCACACUGAUGCUUCCCGAGUGGGAAAGCAAGAUGUCGACCCGUGAGAGAAGAGACUAGCAGUGACUGUGUGCUAUGAACAAACUAAAUGAAAGUGGCCUCAUUUAUCAUAUUUAGAGACUUCAGAUGACAACAAAAAACAACAACAGCGUGGAGAAGAAUGACGGCCCAAAAUGAUUUAUUAUGAUGUUUACAAGAUGACCAACAUUAUUAAUUCAAUUAUGCAUUAAAAAAAUAUGAACGGAGACACACAGAACUAGGCCCUGGUUUACACGCGGGGCAGCAAUGUAAAGCAUUUUACUACACAUCAGUCUUUUUGUGUGCGUGCAUGUUUGACUUUAAUUUAUUUUAAUUUGUUCACUUUUUUGUGUGUGGUUAAAAGAAAAACUGUUAGAAAAACAAAAACAAAUCUCUCUAUAUAACUAUAUAUGUGUGUGUGUGUGAACGAUGAUAUACAAAAGGAAAUUGCUGGCACAGGCGACUGCAGGGCCGAGGAGACAGACAAAGGGACGUGAAUCACUAAGGGGAAGCAGGAUGCGUUCAAACAUUUGAUCUUUCUUUCUGUAUUAAUAUUAUUAUUAAUUAUUCUGAGACACUGAGAGAACGGGGAGUCGCUCUUCGCUCGUCCCCGUCUCUCUCGGAUGUUGUCCGUGUUCUCGAUGACCUGUGGAAUUGACCAGUAAAUAUUUGGUCAGUGGGGCGGUCUCAACAGUUCUCUGACAUUCUGCUAGCAGCGUUCCACUAGCACCCAACCCAAGCUCAGCCCUUUGUAAUUUUACCCCCCUGCGGAGGAAUCAAGUUUGUGUGUGGAUAGUGCACUUUUAUAUUAGCUGAUUACGAUGAUAACUCAUAAGCAUAUUUAAAAAUAUUUUUGUUACCAUUUGCAUCUUUGCAUUACAAUGUCGUUUUGUUGUGUUGUUAGUCAGAAGCAUAUCGAUCUGUGAGCAGGCGAGGUCGUGAUUAACGGCAGGAGAGCCAGGAUGUGUGGGGGGGGGGGGGGGGGGGGGGGGUCGGACUGACCACAGGAAAAGAUGAGUCACUCAGAUGCAGAGCGAGGGGAGUGUGUUUUAUGUUGAAAUUUGACAGACCGAAAAUGUCUCAGCGGCAUUGUUUCCAUUCACUUCGGCUGCGGUUGAGCUCCUGUUGUAACGGUUUUUAUUUAAUAUUUAUGUGACCUUCCAAUGAGAAAUUUUAGGGUGUUAAUGCACUUUUUAGGUUCAUUUUUACCGUCUGAAAAAAAAUGAUAUAUAUCUUUUAACAGGGAAUUUUGCUUUAAAGAUGUUGUUUUAGUUCACUUUUGCUUUAAUGCACAAAUAGAUGUUAGUGUGACAAAGAACUGUUGUUCUGUGAUUUAUUUAAAGACUGGCUUUUUCUUUUUUCUUUUUUUUUGCUUCUGUGAUCCGACAGUUUGAAAAAAAAAAAAAAAGGAAAUGGGUGCAUCAGAAAGAAGGUGCCCUGACGAGAAACACUAAUACGGACUGUGAUUUGAAAUGAACUCUUAAGACGUUCAUGGCGAUGCUCACUUACUGUAGAACUAAAUUAUAAAUAUGUCAAAGCCAUCCUCUGGUUUAUAUUGAGCGAAUAUGUUCGACCAAGAAGUGGACACACUGAUUAAGAAUGAUCUGCUGAGCUUGGCAUUGGAAAGAAACCUUCAUAAUAUAGGGAAUAAAUAUGUGUGUAGAUGAUGUUCCUCCAGAUAUUGUUUUGAGAAGAAAAAAAAAGGUUGUACAGUAUUUUCCUCUGUAAAAAAUAACUAUAUAUGAACAAAAUGCUCUUUGAUGAACAGCUUCCUUUCAAAAGAAAACCGUUAAGAGGAGAAAUGAAUAAUAAAAAGUAAAAAAAUUCAAAUAGCCUCAUCAUAGUUUGCUUGUGUGCGUGACCUUUUUUAAUUACCCCAGACUUUUUGGGGGAAAGUUGUGCAUACUGUAGCAUUGGCAGAUUCCGUUAUGUUUGCAGUAUUCAUUGUUUUCUUUUUCCAAACUAUGUCAGAAGCUCAAACUAAAAUACACUGAUUUGAAUUAA
Molecule: messenger RNA, 8530 nt
Organism: Trematomus bernacchii (emerald rockcod)
Lineage: Eukaryota; Metazoa; Chordata; Actinopteri; Perciformes; Nototheniidae
Gene: casz1
Product: castor zinc finger 1
Exons: 20
Coding region: 379-6555 (2058 amino acids)
Biological process (GO): positive regulation of transcription by RNA polymerase II; regulation of neuron differentiation
Cellular component (GO): nucleus
Molecular function (GO): DNA-binding transcription factor activity, RNA polymerase II-specific; RNA polymerase II transcription regulatory region sequence-specific DNA binding
Source: RefSeq, a predicted model, not a curated record